CCCAUCGGAAUCUCGCCGCGGCACCAUGGCGGCGGAACCGCCGGAGCCGGCCUCCUCGCGGAAUGCCCCGCCCGCGGCCUCGUCUUCAUUCACCGCCGCCGUCGCCGGCGUAGGCGGCCCCAAUCCGUGCUGCGCAAAGCUGUGGAAGAAGUACCAGAAGCUGGAGACGAGCCGAACGGCGCUGCGGGAGGCGGUGAAGCUCCUGCAGGCCGAGAACGAGAAGAUGCAGAAGGAGAACUCGGAGCUCAGCAAAGUUUGCAAGGAGGAGCGCCUACGAGGUGAUUCAGCUGAAGCAGCUAGGGCAACCGAGUCUGAUGCCAGAGAUAUACUAGAAAAGGAGAUAAUUGAAUUAAAGACGCAGAACUCAAGUCUCCAGCAAACACAAAAUAUCUGCAAACAUGAUAAUGAACUUUCACGCAUCUCUGAACUGGAGGAAGAAAAUAGAAAGCUCAAACAGAUUUUAGGAGAAGAAAGGAAGAAGAUUGCUUCUGAAAAGAAAAAAGCCGAAGAAGAAAAGAGCAAGGCUCUGGAAAUGCAAAAGAUAUUGAAGUCAGAAACACAGAAGUCUGAAGAGUAUAGAAGAGUUGCUGAUAUGGAAAGGAAAGUUGCCAAUGAUUGGAGAGCAUCAUGUGAAAGGUUGAGGAGUGAAGCAAAUGAAGUCAGAGCCCAAUUGGCUGCUCAGAUUCAGAGAACAGAGGAGGCGCAUAAAAGGGCUGAAACGGAGAAGCAGAAGGUAACCAGAGAAAAGAAACGUGCUGAUGCAGAGAAAUCAUUAGCUGAGAAGAACAAAGCACUAAUUGAAGUUGAGAGGAAGAAAGUAUCAGAAGAGAAGUUCCGUGCUGACAAUUUGUUUGCAAAGUUAGAGGAGCAGAAGAAACUCAAUGAACAUUUGCGAACUAGCAUUCAAGUUGAAACCAGGAAUGCAAUAGAAGAGAAAAGGCAAGCAGACCAUCUGUUUCAGAAAUUGGAAGAGGGGAGGAAACAGAGUGAAUAUUUACAAAGAAAGACAAAUGAACUUUGUGCUGUUAGAGAUGCAGUUCCUUCUGGCAAGUAUGGGCGGAAACAUGUUGAUAGAGCUUCUGAGAGUGCAAAUGUAAAGUUUCUCAAAAAGAAGCUUAAGCUGAAGAAAGAGCAACUAAAGCACGUGAAGAAUGUGUCAAAGCUAGAUAAAGCAAAAAAUGCUUUGAUAAGAAGAGAGCUUCAGCGUUUAAAACAAGACUGGAUGCAACUACUGGGCCGAUUUAACGUUCUCGAUGACCACCUUGCUGGUGGUGUUGAAGGUAUUCAUGUCUUAACAGAGUUGAAGCAGCAUCCGGAGAUACAUGGCCUUGAACAAAAAUUGCUUCUAAAUGAUUCAGUUCCUGCCCCAUAUUUUGGGUUGCAGGCUGGGAUGGUUCCAUUCGGCUCUUCUAUCCCAAGGGAAUACACUUUGUAUCAGUUACCCAGAGAAAGCUGCACACGACCAAUCUCAGGUACUAGUUCUGAAUUAGGGCCUCCUCUUGGUAGCUCUCACAGAACAAAGUCAAAAAGUCACCACAGAUCUUCACGUCCCACAUCCAUAUCUGAUGAAAAGUUAAUGGGCUCACAGGUUAAGGAUAGCCUAUUUGUGUCCUCGUCAACAGAUAUCAGAAAAAACCAGAAUUCUGCUGUUCCCGAGCGGCGUCCUAAAGAUAGUAAUGAUAGAGCAUUGCCUCUAGAAACAUUGAAGUUGCCCUUGUCUGGUUGUACAGAAGUUACAGAUAAAACACUUGGUGGUGAUAGGAAGAGAAAAAGGACCAAAAAGUCUCUAGAACCCGCUGCUUGUCUCCCCUCUAAACAUGAUUUGCUGCAUCUGAAAUCGAGGGCCCAUGCUGCCACUUCAAAUGACGUUUUAGCAUUUGAGGAUGAUCCUUCAGGUCUGCAGCAAGGAAAUAACAACGUGCUGUGUGUGACUGAAGGUGACAUGGAAAAUCAUAGGAGAAAAUAUCUUGCUGUCUCCGAUAAAGAUCCUCCCUUCAGUUUCCCUUCUAAAGUGCCUUCUCCUGGUGGAGGAAAUGGCUGUGCUGGUAGCAAGUUUGCGUCGUUGCUCUCCUUUGAGGAAAUGAUCAGGGAAAACUGCUUGAAGUUACUCAAUUUUGAUGAUGAUGCAGAUGAGGAAAAAUACAGAAAGGCAAAGGAGAGACCUCUUUCACCAAGCCUGCCCAUUAUUCGACCCCGCAGAACUAAAGUGCCUACAUGUGCACAACCUGGUAGUUUGGGUGAUAGAACUCCCAGUAAUUGUCCUGCCUCUGGAUCUGAUUCCAUGAGGUCCAAAGUAUUGGAAGUUAAAGAGCCUGGGAUUCAGAAAUUGGCUCAGAAUUGUAUCCAGCUCGGUCCAUCGUCAAAUAGAAUUGAAUGUAGUGACUUUGUUGAACAGCUUUGUGCAAAUGAUAAAUCCAACGCAGCUGCCAAUGUUUCUUGUAGUGCUGGUUUGGAUGGUGUGCCAACAAACACUUCUUUCGGCAGCCUUUUGCAUGAGGAUGUGGCUGGAAAUUCUGUAGCAUCAUCUGCUAAGAUAUUAGACAAUACAAGCAGACUAGUGUUAUCAGGAAGUAGCUGCAGUGGUCAUUCAAAUUCCAUUUUGCAAGUGCAGCAUUUGUCCAAGGAAGUGCCUAGCAAAAAGGGCUCACAUCAGAUUGGUGACAGAUCAUUGGGUCCUGGACUGCAAGCCAAUGUUGGGGCAAGUGAGACUACAGUGACCAAGCAAAGCCAUUUGGACUCAAAUAGUAUGCUUGGGCAUUAUUGUGGAUCCGAAAAAACUCAAAUGCACGUAGUUGGAUUUACAAGAACGAAAAGAAGCACCAUGGUCAACAUAUUUAGAUAUUGGGAGAUGCUGGGUUCUCAACCUCGAGAGCAUUCUAAGGAAUCUUUUAUUGAUGGUCCAUUGCUUGAAAAAGUGUCAGCUGACCCAUUGCUGUCUACAGACGAGAAGGUUUCCCUCAUAUUUUCCCUUCUGUUGUGGGAUAUUAGAUUCACAGAAGAGACUUUUGCGGAUGGAAAUUUUGCCUCAUCAGCUUUUUCCUUAAGUGUGAAGUCUCAUUUGGAAACAAGGUGGACCAUUCUGAGAGGGGAUCAACUGGAUGUUCUUAUCUCCUUAAUUGAAGAUUUUCUCCUGAACAAAGAAGUUAUAGUAUGUGAAAAAAUGGGACAGAAAGUUUUUGGCACAAGCAAGGAUCACAAAUUAGAUGAUGAAGCUGGUAUACAGCUUUCAGUUAAACCUGCAAAAGUAGAUCAAUUUAUCGCCGCUUGCAUUCUGUUAGCUUCAAUAUGUGUGGAAGUGGAGAGAGUGGAUGUUGUUUUAGAAGUUUCAUACAAAGUUCUUCAGAUGGGUAAAACUAAUCUUUUGUGGACUCUGUUGGCUCUCCACGUCUUUGGUUCCAUAUGUGGUGAUAAGUUUCUUUUUCCAAAGAGUUGCAACUUUCUCGCAACAGCUAUACGGUUGGUUGUCCUGCUUCUUGAGAGCAAAGACACUUCUCUGUGCCUUGUGUCAUCGUAUAUCCGAUCAAAUAAGCCAACAACAUUACCGUCCUGUGCCCAUUGCCUGUUUGAUGUGGAUACGGUUUCCAUAGAUGGUUUUAUCUCUUCUCUAUUGGAUGAGCUGGAUUUAUGUUCGCUGCUGUGGAAUAACCAUGCCUACUCAAAUGAAACUACAAGGCGCAGUUCUCAUUCGGGGUCAAAUGAACUUGAGAUCAACUGCGGUGAACUUUGCAGUAUAUUCAAGCAAGGAAAACUAGCUGAGGAUAGUGAUAAUGGUCCUGCAGGGAUCAACUUAUGCUACCUCACUGAGCUAAUUUCUUUGCUCGAGCUCUUUGGGAUUUAUAUGAGCUGCGAGUGGAUAUACAACAAUGUCGUUGUCCGUCUUCUGGAGAUUCUGGAAUUGUGCAUGUGCGAUGAGUAUUCAGCUGCUCUGUUGGUACUUGUCAGCCAACUCGGAAGGUCCUUUAUUGAUGAUGCUGGUUAUGAGCAUAGAAGAGUUAGUGAGCUAAGGGACAAGUUAUCAUCAUUUUUAGCAGGGACAAGUUUUACAAAAACAAGCAGUUUAAGUGUUCAGUUUUCUGCCAUUGGUGCAUUGCUCAGCGUCCUUCCACUGUCAUUUGACAAAAUUGUUGCCACGCAAAGUAGACAAUUAUCAGGUCCCUUUGUUGUGCAAGCGAGACAGAUUUCUGAAUGGUUUGUUCGGUUAAGCAACGAGCAUCAAUCUUUAGCUCGUUCCUUUUUUAGCUGAAAGUUUUUAUAUUGCUGCAGCAUGGCUGGGCGUUUCAUGGACCAGUGAAGAAUGCCUUGUGCAAUUUUGAUAUGAUCCGCACAGGUGUAUUCGUGGUCCCAUAACAUCAUUUUGGAUUACUCCGUUGCUUUGACAGUGCAUAGAGGAUGAUGUUUGUGUCAACUUCGAAGAUGCCGAAGUAUUUUGCAGAUCAUGUUUCUUUCAACAUCAUGUUAAUGUAUCUGCAAGAGCUGCUAAGAAACCCAACAGCGAAAGCAUUCAGAGAAAGGACAUGCAAAUGCUGGGUUGGACCGAGAAAUGUGUUUUCAACAGAAGUCGAGACAGGAUUGCUGAUUUUUUGCACUGUUGGAUGUCAAAUAUGAUGAGUACAUUAGAGAUUAUUGAAUCAAGGAUUUCUGAUUUGAAGAGAUGGUCCAAUGAAUGCAUAUGGUCUCUUUAAGAUCGCCAGAUGGCAAUGAUCCGUGUGAUGUUUGGAUCUGUAGGAUCUGAUGGAUCCAAAGAGGCUGCGAGUCAUGAUCGGCAGAUGGAUGAGAUUGGGGGGUAUGUUUAGCUGAGAUCUCUUUCAGGAAGUAAAUUUUGAUUCUGAUAGCUUGGCCCCACCAGAAUCAAUUUUGAUGAAUUAAUAGUUGUAUUCUGCUUUUUAGAUAGCAGAGAGGGUAGGCAAGGUUUCCGUGUCGAUGUUUGAAGGAGGUGAUACGAAUUUUUAUGAUCCCACCUUGUCCUGCACGCCCGUUUUUUCCUCCCCUGUUAGAGAAUGGAUAUAGACUGUCCAAGAGGUGUUUGCCUAUGUACUAGGCCCUGUACGCACUAAUCUAUGAAUGCAGCAGAUUUCUAUGGCUUUGCAAUGGCAGAGCUGAAGUUCCAAUUUUA
Messenger RNA from Panicum hallii, 5113 nucleotides. RefSeq lists its product as uncharacterized. The record is from RefSeq and is a predicted model, not a curated record. NCBI's taxonomy places the organism in Eukaryota, Viridiplantae, Streptophyta, Magnoliopsida, Poales, Poaceae. The transcript is spliced from 8 exons. The coding region runs from base 26 to 4243 and encodes 1405 amino acids.